CUUUGUCUCUUUACAGUUGCACAUUAUAUUAUAUAUAUAUAUAUUUAAAAUCUCUAUGCCUUAAUUCCAAGAUGCGAGAGAUCUAAACAGUUUUUCUGCUCUAUUUUAUAUUAUAUUAUUCUCAAAUUUGAGUUUAUAGUAUGAUAUGUUUUUAAGGAUUGGUUGAAUUUGAAAAUACUGUAUUUCUUCUUCUCAAAAAAAAAAUAAAUAAAUAAAUAAAUUCUAGUUGAAAACCGGAUUGGGGUAAAUAACAGGUUUAUUUAUCAUAUUUGGGUUACGGUUCGGAUACUGAGAUCAAAUCUUAAUCGGAUCGAUAAAGGGGUGUUCUAAAAGACAAAAUAAUUAAGAUUUCGGAUAUGGCCCAGAUGGGUACCUGAAGCCCGUAACAUAUAUCAGCCUUUUAAUAAACUAUUUUGCUAGGAGUUUUCAAUUAAAAAAAAUCAACAAUUUUUGAUAAAUUCCUUUUUCUUUUUCUUUCAAUUUCCUUAGAAAAAUAAAAAAAAUGGGAGACAAGUACGAAACUUUGGAAAUCCUCGAAAAAUCACCAACGGGAGUCUUUAACCUAAUUUUAAACCGCCCAUCUGUGCGCAACGCGAUUUCAUUCGACUUCUACACCGAAUUCCCAAAAGCUCUUAAUGCGCUCGACCAAAAUCCUAACGUCGCUGUCAUCUUACUAUCUGGAUCCGGCGACCACUUCUGCGCUGGCAUCGACUUCAAAAGCCUCAAAUUCUUAUCCAGUAAUUACUCGGGAGACCGCGGCCGCUCCGGGGAGCGAUUACUGAGACAGAUCAAGUUCAUGCAAGAUGCAAUUACCGCCAUCGAGCGAUGCCGGAAGCCCGUAAUCGCUGCCAUACACGGCGCAUGUAUCGGCAUGGGAAUCGAUAUCGUGACGGCCUGUGAUGUAAGGUAUUGUACGAAGGAUGCGUUUUUCUCUGUGAAGGAAGUCGAUUUGGCUAUCACCGCGGAUUUAGGAACGCUGCAGAGGCUUCCUGGGAUUGUCGGGUUUGGGAACGCCAUGGAGCUGGCGUUGACGGGUCGGAGGUUCUCGGGUCAGGAGGCAAAGGAGUUGGGUCUGGUUUCUCGAGUUUUUGAGUCAAACGAAGAAUUAAGUGAAGGCGUCCUUACCAUUGCAGAGGGAAUUGCUGGGAAAUCUCCACUAGCCGUGGCAGGGACAAAAGCUGUUUUGCUAAGAAGCAGGGAGUUGAGUAUGGAACAAGGAUUGGAUUAUGUUGCAACUUGGAACUCUUCGAUGCUUCUGUCUGAUGAUCUAACGGAGGCCAUCUCUGCUCAAAUCCAGAAAAGGAAACCUGUUUUUGCUAAGCUUUGAUGCUGUUGUUCUUGUUAUUGUUUUGUCCUAAAAAACAAAUCCUUGGAAUAACAGUAGGAUAUGGUCUAUUUGUAGCUUAUAAGAUUUGGACCGGCAUUCAUCCAAAAUUUCAAGUCAAUGUAAUAAUUUUUGUUGUUCGAAUUUUAGUAU
This is a messenger RNA of Durio zibethinus, 1477 nucleotides long. It is a transcript of the gene DCI1, whose product is annotated as delta(3,5),delta(2,4)-dienoyl-CoA isomerase 1. Lineage: Eukaryota; Viridiplantae; Streptophyta; Magnoliopsida; Malvales; Malvaceae. The record is from RefSeq and is a predicted model, not a curated record. Gene Ontology annotation, cellular component: peroxisome. Gene Ontology annotation, molecular function: delta(3,5)-delta(2,4)-dienoyl-CoA isomerase activity.